GAUGCGGUAUUAGAGGUAAGAAAUUGAAUUGGAUGUUGUUCUCUCUCAUUUUUAUCCUCAAACAACCAAAAAUCCUUAUAAAAUCCACAAAAUCAUCCUGGAAUCCCCACAAAAUCAUCAAGCAACCACUUAUCACUGUAAUCAAUGAGUUGUAUGGCAAACAUUGAAUACAGAUAGUAGGGAAACUUUAGUUGUUUGUGACCUUUUGCUUAUUUCAAAGAAAAACCCUUGAGAAACUGUGCUUCGUCGUGUCUAGACAAAAAAUGAAACUGUUAUCAUUCCCCAGUUCCUACCCAAAACAACCACUUAUAAUUCCCCAUUCAUCUUCCACUUCCACCACCAAAUUAGUUUACCCUUCAUCUUCCCUCAACCUCUCAUUAGAAAUUCAACAGGCCCCAUCCCUACGUACCCCCAACAAAAAACUUCUUCAACACAAAAGGUUGACAAGUCAAACUAAAUACAUUCCCAGGAGCACAUCCACAUCCACAACCACAGACAUUAUACGCAUAAUGGUUUCCCUUCGUCUUCCCAUACCACCUGACAUGUUUACUUCUCUUAUUAGAGAAUGCACCGUUAAAAAAGACUCCAACGGAGCUCUAGAAUUGUACUCUUACAUCAUCAACAACACCACAAACUUAAAACCCACGCUUCUUUUGCUCAACCGUCUACUUCUAUUGCAUGCUUCCUGCGGCCAACUCUACGCCGCCCGUCAACUGUUCGAUCAAAUGUCUCUUCGAGAUUUCAACUCUUGGGCUAUCAUGAUUAUUGCGUACAUUGACAUAGCUGAUUACCAAGAGUCCAUUGAUCUCUUUGUACAAAUGAUGAAGCAGCAGCAAAAACAAGGGUUGGUAUUCCCUUCAUGGAUUAUAGUUUGCAUUCUCAAGGCUUGUGUGUGCACCAUGAAUAUGGGUUUGGGAAAGCAGGUGCAUGCUUUGUUGUUUAAGUUAGGUACAAGUAACAACAUUUCCUUGAUGGGUUCGUUGAUUAACUUUUAUGGCCAAUUUAGAUGCUUAGAAGAUGCCAAUUUUGUCUUUAACCAACUUAGCCGUCACAAUACCGUUGUUUGGACGGCUAAGAUUGUUAACAACUGUAGGGAAGGACAUUUCUAUGAUGUUUUUGAUGAUUUUAAGGAAAUGGCAAGGGAAGGAGUUAAAAAGAAUAGUUUCACCGUCUCUACUGUUCUUAAGGCAUGUGCCAGGAUGGAUGAUGAUGGCAACUGUGGUCAACAGGUGCAUGCUAAUGCUAUCAAACUUGGGCUUGACUGGGAUGUUUAUGUGCAGUGUGGAUUAGUUGACAUGUAUGGAAAACAGGGUUUAUUGAGUGAUGCCGAAAGGAUGUUUGCAAUUAUGGGUAAUAAGGAAAACGUUGCUCCUUGGAAUGCCAUGCUUGUGGGCUAUUUAAGGAAUGGGUUCUGUGUUGAGGCUGUGAAGUUUAUGUAUCAGAUGAAAGCAGCUGGAAUUGAGGUCCAGGAAUCGCUGAUCAAUGACGUGAGGAUUGCUUGUGGUGAAAUGUAAAUAACUUUAACACAUUUUUUUCCGUAACUCAUACAUGGACAGCUUGCCACAACUUCUUAUCGUCCUAUGCAUAGAGCAGAAGCCCAGUUUAAGUAACAGGCUAGACCACAACUAUAAAUCAUUUCCUUACUGCUUGUGAGAGACUGCUUUUGUGGGCACACUGACUUGACUAUAUGCCAUUUGAUUCCAGUAAUGUUUCAGAACGCUAUUAGUUACUAAGCUUGAAAUCUUGAACGGCAACAAUUCAUUGUUGAUGUGGGUUGUUCUACAUGAGAUUAUUAGCCGGUUUACGGGACCAUUACACAACCACUGCUGAUAUGUUGAACAGAUAAUGUACCUACCUUUGUUGAAUUAUUACAUAUUUGAUGCUUGUAGAGUUCUAUAUUAAGGAUAUAUGUAAUAUUUUGUGCACCGCACUGUCAUGUAAUAUUUUUUUAAAUAUAUUUUAUGGUGUUUUUGGGUCACGCCUCCCAAACAAAUGAUUUAAA
This is a messenger RNA of Mangifera indica (mango), 2002 nucleotides long. RefSeq names its product pentatricopeptide repeat-containing protein At1g31790. Lineage: Eukaryota; Viridiplantae; Streptophyta; Magnoliopsida; Sapindales; Anacardiaceae. The transcript has a single exon. Gene Ontology annotation, biological process: RNA modification. Gene Ontology annotation, molecular function: protein binding; RNA binding. Bases 264 to 1514 code for a protein of 416 amino acids. The record is from RefSeq and is a predicted model, not a curated record.